Prorocentrum cordatum is the source of this 964-nucleotide messenger RNA. The record is from the annotation of a GenBank genome assembly. NCBI's taxonomy places the organism in Eukaryota, Dinophyceae, Prorocentrales, Prorocentraceae.
AGGAGCCGUUUUGGCUCAGGCUCGUCGUCCCGCAGGCCCCGCCGCGGCGCCGCCAAGAUGCCCGGUGCGACCGCUGCGGCCCGCGCUGCGGCGCCACGGGAUGCUUCUCGCAUGGGGCCCUGCGGGCGGCCCACGCGGCUGCAGGCCUGGCCGCCGCAGGAGGGCGCCGUGGCUCGGCACGCCUCCUGCGCGCGGCCGCAGGGGCUCCUCCGCACGGCUUGUCGCCGAGCUCGUCGGGCAGCCUGCCCCCCCUCUGCCGCGGACGACGUGGGUCUCCCGGUGGUCGCCCGCGCGGCCGCGUGGUCGGAUGGAGUGGACGCGCAGAGCGAGGUACAGGACGUCGUGGAGGCGGAGAGCUCCCGGGUGCCCGGGCGGCAGCGGCGGCGGUGGGUGCGGGGUUUGGCGUCGUCGCCGAGCCGGUGGAGUCCGUCGAGUGGGCGGGUGAGCUGCCGCUGGUGCGGGGGCGUGGCCGCCUCGUGUGGCGACGCGGGCGCGGGCAAGGGCAAGGGCGGCGCUGGCAAGGACGGAGGCGAGUGGCGGCAAGCUCUCCGAGAUGGUGCGGCCGGCUCUCCGCACGCACGUCGCCAGCCUCGUGACGCGUGCGGGCCUGCCCACCGAGCAGGUCCCGACGUUCGGCGUGGACCAGCUGAUGAUGGGCAAGUUUUCCACCACCGCUACCGUCUGAGGCAGAUGGCCGACCGCCGGGGGGACGUGCUGGCCAGGCGGUCCUGGUCGGGGUAGCUGAUCCUGUUCGUGGAGCCCGGCGGCGUGCUGGCCGAGGGCCGAGAGGCCAGCGGCGCGUUGGCGGUGGACUUCGUGGUCGGGGGGGCUGGCUCCUCGGAUGGAGGCCUGGCCCUCCGUGGCCAGGGUUUCUGAGCAAGCCGCUGGAGGCUCAGGACCCUAGCGGUGGCCCGCGGGAGGUCUCCAAAUUUGUGUACAACGGGUCCGAGAGCUUCCUGGAACU